GGCACUGCACUUGACUCGGAGCAUGCACGGAGCCAGCAUUUGGUGGUGAUUCGCCGCUCUUCUCUUCUUCCAUUUCCAUCAGCAAGCCUCCCUCCUCUGUCCACCCUGUCCCCAGCUUAUCCAGGAAGGCACAGCCAAGCCAAGAACGCAUCGUCACUCGCCAGCAACAAAGGAGCGAGCACGCCGAGCAGAGGAGGACUUGUUUUUUCUCUACCAGUCGCGGACACUCCUCCCAGUCUCCCACAGCUCGAAAUGUUCAGGGGUUGCGGCCUGUUCGCGUGCGCCCGCCGGGGCCGCGGCGACCACCUCAGGAAGCGCGGUGAGCUAGGCGGCGCGAGCUCGCGUGUUGCGCCGGCCGAGCCGGAGCCGGUGUGCGUGGACUACGAGGCCGAGGCAGAGGACAGCAGCGGCGGCGCCGCGCCCGCGCGGCAGCUGGCGUGGGCGGAGGUGGAGACCGCCACGGGCGGGUUCUCGUCCAAGGUGGUCGGCCGCGGCGGGUUCAGCACCGUGUACCUCGCCUCGCUCUCCUCGUCGCGGCUCGGCGCCGUCAAGGUCCACUGCAGCAGCGAGCGCCUCCACCGCGCGUUCCGCCGGGAGCUGGACGUGCUCCUCUCCCUCCGCCACCCGCACAUCGUCCGCCUCCUCGGCUACUGCGACGAGCGCGACGAGGGCGUGCUGGUGUUCGAGUACGCGCCCAACGGCGACCUCCACGACGCGCUCCACGGGCACGGCGGCGUCCUCCCCUGGGCGCGCCGCGUGGCCGUCGCGCUCCAGGUGGCCACGGCGCUGGAGUACCUCCACGAGGGCCGCGACCCGGCCCCGGCCGUCAUCCACGGCGACAUCAAGGCCUCCAACGUCCUCCUCGACGCCAACAUGGACGCCAAGCUCUGCGACUUCGGCUUCGCGCACGUCGGCGUCUCGGCCACCAUGGGCGGCGGCCGGCGGCCUUCGGACCGCGCCGUCAUGGGCUCCCCGGGCUACGUCGACCCGCACCUCCUCCGCUCCGGAGUGGCCACCAGGAAGAGCGACGUGUACAGCUUCGGCGUGCUGCUGCUCGAGCUCUUGACGGGCAAGGAGGCCGUCUGCCGCGAGACGGGGCACCGGCUCACGGCCGCGGUGAGGCCUCAGCUCGGCGACGGCCAAGUGUCGGACGUUCUGGACCAGAGGCUGGGAGGAGACUACGACGCCGCUGAGGCGGCCGCCGUGGCGGAGAUCGCCAUGCAGUGCGUCAGUGACACCCCCGGGCUCCGGCCAUCCAUGGCCGACGUCGUGCGCGUGCUCCAGGAGAAGACCUCCGCCGUUGGAUCGAGACUGGACCGCAAGAUGUUGGUGUCCUAAAUUAGACGCAUGCCGCAGAUUGUAAAUAUAUCCUUGUUGGUGCUAGAAUUAUGUUGAGGAUAGUUAGCAGAAGAAUUGGCGCAGUGAGAUGAGGUAGGAAAAAAAAUGAAGCUUUGAGAUCACUAGAUCCUGAUAGAAAAUUUUGUCAUGCCAUGGAGUGUUUGUUGAAUCGGGAACACAGUAGUACUAUUUUCAUUCAUCAA
Molecule: messenger RNA, 1541 nt
Organism: Sorghum bicolor (sorghum)
Lineage: Eukaryota; Viridiplantae; Streptophyta; Magnoliopsida; Poales; Poaceae
Product: probable receptor-like protein kinase At1g33260
Exons: 1
Coding region: 253-1338 (361 amino acids)
Biological process (GO): protein phosphorylation
Cellular component (GO): plasma membrane
Molecular function (GO): protein kinase activity; ATP binding
Source: RefSeq, a predicted model, not a curated record